UCCGCGCCACUCGGGAAGCAGCAAGGCGGAAGCCGAGCGUCAACCCGACCCGACCAUCCCACCUUUCGUCAUCCCGUGAAUUCCACUUCGCCCACAGCCAUGAACAUUCCCCCGUAACAUCCACUCGCCUCACCGCCUCCAGCACCAAUGCGGCGCGCAAGCAAAAAGCUCACCCCGGCGAGAUGACCAUCUUCGCAGGACGGUCAACCAUCCACCGUCUCCACCAGAAAGUGCACCGCAACCUGCUCAAAACGCACCAAGCGCGCUAUGAAUCGACCAAACCCAACACCACCACGAUUCCUCCUCCUCCCCCUCCGCCUCCACCCCAACAACGAACCAUCCCCGGCCCAACAUGGGCCUGGAUCGACCCGCUCAUGCGCCCCUUCCGCGCCUACGCCGGCAUGCAGCGCCGCAGUCCCCUCAUGACCCAGUGGGAAUCCGCCCUCGUGAUCUACUACCUAGGCGACCUUAGCUCGCAACUGGUCAUGACGAACGCCUUUCUCGACGCGCAGUACGAACCCAUCCGCGGCCUGCGCGCCAUGAUCAUCGGCAGCAUCACCGCCAUCCCCUCCUACAAGUGGUUUCUCUUCCUCGGCAACAACUUCAACUACUCCUCGCACAUCCUGUCGCUGACGGUGAAGGUGUGCGUCAACCAGACGUUCUUCACGCCCUUGUUCAACACGUAUUUCUUCGGGAUGCAGACGCUGCUGUCGGGCGGGAGCUGGGCGGAUGCGAAGGAGCGGGUCAUCAAUACUGUGCCCGUGAGCUGGAAGAAUUCUUGGAAGCUGUGGCCGGCGGUGACGGCUUUUAGCUUUACCUUUGUGCCGUGGCAGUAUCGGAGUGUGUUUGCGGGCGUGAUUGCGAUUGGGUGGCAGACUUAUUUGAGCUGGUUGAAUCGGACGGAUGAGAAUCGGCAGGUGCUGGAGCAUAUCAUGGAGAAGGAUGUGGAGCAGCAGGUGGUGAGGAGGGGAAAGGAGGAGAAGAGGAAAAAGAAGGCGGAGAAGAAGGCUGACGAAGAGAAGACGACGAGCAAGAAGAAGCGACGGAAAGACGUGGAUGCGAAGGAAGAAGGAAUUGAUAGAUGAGGGCGGUGCUGUCUUUUGAUACCCUGGAUCAUGUUUGGAGGCGAUCUUGUCAUAGAUCUAGACGACUGCAAAGUGUUGUACAUAUUUCAAUUAGCUUGAACGAUUAAUUGGACAUACUUCUAGAUUAUUGCUUCAACAUCUGCCGUUGCACGUGUCGAGGCUGUCAAAGCACAUGACAUGGCGCCAGC
Messenger RNA from Neohortaea acidophila, 1273 nucleotides. RefSeq lists its product as uncharacterized. Lineage: Eukaryota; Fungi; Ascomycota; Dothideomycetes; Mycosphaerellales; Teratosphaeriaceae. The transcript has a single exon. Gene Ontology annotation, cellular component: cytoplasm; membrane; mitochondrion. The record is from RefSeq and is a predicted model, not a curated record. Bases 183 to 1085 code for a protein of 300 amino acids.